AUGGAGGUGGUGGAGGCCGCCGCGCAGCUGCAGACGCUCCAGUUCGGCGGCUCCGGCCAGGGCCCCGCCGCGCCGCCGCCCCCUGAGGAGCGCCCGGGCGCUGAGCAGGCCGAGCGCGCCCCGGGCCACGAGGCCGGCGGAAGCCCGCCGCUCCCGGACCGGCCGCCGCCGAGCGAGGGCUGCGCCGCCCAGCCGCCGCCGGGCCUGCAGGCCACGUUCUCGUCGGACUCGGAGUCGGACUCGGACAGUGAAACGGAUUCAGAUAGUUCAAGUUCCUCCUCGUCAUCUUCCUCUUCCUCUUCCUCCUGUGUAUCACUUCCUCCAGUGCUGUCAGAUGGAGAGGAGGAUGUACAAGUUGAGAAGGACAAUAAGAAUUUCCCUCUUAAAACAAAAGAUGAGUUGCUUCUUAAUGAACUACCUUCUGUUGAAGAACUCAAUGUUACUUUGCCUGAAGAUAUUGAGCUGAAGCCUCUUGGAGUGGUUUCAAGCAUUAUUGAACAACUAGUAAUAAUUGAGUCUAUGACUAAUAUACCUCCAGUUAAUGAGGAUACUGUCAUUUUCAAAAGUGAUCGACAAGCAGCAGGAAAGAUAUUUGAGAUAUUUGGACCUGUUGCCCAUCCAUUUUAUGUGUUACGGUUUAAUUCUUCAGAUCACAUUGAGAGUAAAGGUAUCAAAAUAAAGGACACCAUGUAUUUUGCUCCGUCCAUGAAAGACUUCACUCAGUAUAUAUUCACAGAAAAACUCCGACAGGACCGAGGAUCUGAUGCCUCUUGGAAGAAUGAUCAGGAACCACCUCCAGAAGCCUUGGAUUUCAGUGACGACGAAAAAGAAAAAGAAGCCAAACAGAGAAAAAAAUCUCAACUUCAAGGCCGGAAAAAACUCAAAUCCGAAUUGAAUGAGUCAAGUGAAGAUGUUGGUGAAGUGCAUCAGAAUCGGAAUGCUUACGGCUCUCUUUCAGAACAUUCAAAAGGAUAUCACAACAGGGAGUUCCCUCGAGGCUUUCCCAGGGGAAGAUACUCUCGAGGAAGCCACAGCAGGCCCCCACCUCAUCAGUUCUAUAAUUCAGACCACAUGGCAUCUCAAGAGACUCUGGGGUUUCCACCUCAGAGACAAGAUAAUCCCGUCAUGCCCCACUAUCCCUUUCCCCCUCCCAUGUUUGAUAUGCAUAACUUUUCAGUCCCACCCCCGCCCCCGCCCCCGCCCCCGCCCCCACCUCCUUCUUUGAGCAUGGGAUGGGCUGCACCUAACAUGGCCUCUCAUCCUUUGCUUAAUUUACCAUACUCUCUGCCCCCACCACCCCCUCCUCCACCUCCUCCUCCACCUCCCUCUCCUGGGGAGAGUAAUUCUUCACAUUUUGGACCUUACUAUUAGGUCUAUGUUUGUAUAUCAGAGAAAUAUGGACUGUGCAGAUUAUAUGGUAAAGAGUUUUUUAAGGAAAAUCUAUUAUGGAGUUUGAGUUUUUUAAAACAUUGUAAAAUACUAAAUGACUCAGUUGUACGUUCAUAUAUAUUUCAAAUAUAUUUCAGUUGUGAGUUCAUAUACAUUUGUAAUGGUAUUUAUAGGGACAGUUAUCUCAUUCUUGGAGAAGAAUCCAGUUCAUGUAAUAUUUAAGUAAAAUGUUGAAUCAUGUCCUCCACUACCCCACCCGGGAAACAGCAUACAUAGUAAUGGUUAUGAAGCUGGUUGUCAUGACCUCUAAUGUGCUGAGUACUGGUUGUCUUUCUAGUAUAAUCUUAAAGUAACAUGUUGAAGUCCUACUAAGAGUCUUUAAAGCAUUUUUAUAAACUUGACACCCUUGGAAUUGACUACAAGUGUUAAGAAUUCUUUAAAUUUUAUUUCCUUAAGCAAGUUACGAGUGUGUAGGAGAAAGACACCAUUGGAAGAAGCUUUCAGUAGCUGGUUGGUAUUAACUAUACAUUGACAACUUCCACUGUCUAUGUAGAUUUCCAUUACUUAAGCACAUUAUUUAAAAAGCUUUGCUGUUCAAUCACUUACAUUAGGGUGUGCAUUGGUGUAUAUGUGUCUUCUGUGUUUGUUCCCAGGCUUUCCAGUAACAGGCCUAAUAAAUGCCUAUUAAAUUGACAGAGUGAAUUUAGAGUUUUCAAUUAAAUGAGUGUUGUUUGCCAGCAUUGGUGUAAAUGAUGAACAAUUAAUGGUCAUUGGUACUUGAGUAGGCCUUCAGUGUAGUUUAUACACUCCGUUUAUUAACUGAGGAGCCUGACCACCCAGAAGAGGCCGCUUAGCUGUUACUUAGCCAUUACAAUGGCAAGGAGUUGAAUCCAGGUUUCUCUCCUUUCUUAGCACUUUACUUAGUUGGUGCAUCCUAAUCUUUCCUUCCCUGGCAUGCUUAGAAUACUGUGUUUGUACAGCACAUGGGGAACUGUUUGCAUUGAGGUCCCACUUCACUUAAUACAGAAAGAGACAGCUGCAGCAUUUGUGAUAGAUAGGUACAGAGCUCUGCCUUGGCAUACAAGCCUUUACUUAGUCUAGUUUGUAGUGUGUAUUUCUGCUUUGUAGAAUGUUUUGGGUUGAUAGAAUUUAGAAUAAGAUUGUAUUUGGGAUGGAAAGAUGGCCCAGCAGUUAAGACUACAUACUGCUCUUCCACAGAAUUUCACCUUAGUCUGUAGAUAUUUCAGGGCAAACACAUUCCUGCAGCUUUUUUGACAACUCACUUAAAUGUGGAUGAGCUAAGUUUGGGUAUUAGUGGAGAUGAGGUUGUAUCAGUGAGAAAAACUAGCUACAAGUUGUAUAUAUCCUUAGCAUUUCAGGAUGUGUUUUGUAGUCAAAUCUUCGAGGUGAACCAAACUGCUAAUGUGUCUGCUGUAUGGGUGUAUGGGUGAUAUUGGGGAUGGGGCCUAUCAGAUGUGAUUCCUCAUGAAAGAAUCUACUUGUCAGUGGGUGAAUGCUCUGUACUGUGGCUUUUCUACCCCACUGCUUGGAAGAUCUGGGUAAAAGGUACUGGCUUUGGAGAACAAAUGGGCCAACAUCAAACACCAAAGAAUCUGCUGACAUUUUCCAGCCUGCAGAACUAAAAACCUUCAUUUGUAUUGUUUACAAAUUGCCCACUCUAUGGAUUUUGGAGCAGGACACAGACUUAUAGACCAACUGCCUUUUGUAAGAGAGAAAUGGUGCAGGAUUGUCAUCCUCACUUUAAUUGUAGAGCUCAUUUAAAAUCACCUUGGCCCUAAGCUCCAACCUAUAAAGGUAGAUGUGUCUUACUUCAAAUAGAAAACCCUUAAGCAAGCGUUUCUGCACUAAAUCUGAAUACUCAAGGGUUACAACGCAGACAGUUGUUUCUGCAGUCGGCGGUGAAUAAAUGUAGCAUGGAAAUGUUAUUGCUGACACUAAGCUACUAUGUUUGAUUUUUAAAGCUGAAUUCUGUUUUUUCUUUUAGAGAAAAGAUAAUCCAGUUCAUAGUAAUCAGAUGUGUAAUGAAUAGAAAUAGUUAUUGAGGGCUGGAGAAAUUGCUUAGUGGUCAACACUUGCUACAAUUCCAGAGGGUCAGAGUUUGUUUCCCAGAACCCAUGUUUGGCUGCUUGCAACUGACAUAACUACCAGGGUAACGCAUGCCCUCUUCUGGUCUCUUUAGACACCCACAAACAUGGGUUUUAAGCAUAAAUUUUGAAAGAACCAGGGUGAGACUGCCUUUUGAACAUCUGGAAUAAAACAGUUUGAAAAUUCACUGAGGGCUGUGCCUUACUAUAGGCAGUGCACUACUGUAACAGGAUACCACAGGUUGGAUCAAAUUAAAAUGACUGCCUCACAGUUCUGGAGUCCUGGAAGCCCAGUGUCCAAGUUCCAAUACCUAGCAAGGGCCUUCUUCCUACUUUAUCACAUGGUGAAAACAAUUGAGGAAAAUGGGCUAUUUGUUUAUCAUACCACGUUAUUGAAGCAACAGCCCAUUGUCUAAGCCCAUCUUUAAAGAUCCCACUUAACUAUUACUGUUCCAAUAAGAAGCAUGAGUUUGGGAGGGGAAAGCCAGACCACAGCAGAACAUUCUGUAAAAGUGCCGUAAAUACCAAAAUAUGUCUGUUACUAUGUAAUGAGGUGGUUAGUAACAAUCCCUAGUGCUAAAUGGAGAAGGGACAGAGACAGCUAGGAGCAGUGUUUCUUUCCCACUUUUCACUACCCUACUCCUUUAUAUGCUUUGUGCUACCUUUAUGUGUUACUGUUUUUGCUAAUAAAACAUCGUUGAUUAAAAGCUGA
Meriones unguiculatus (Mongolian gerbil) is the source of this 4206-nucleotide messenger RNA. It is a transcript of the gene Naf1, whose product is annotated as nuclear assembly factor 1 ribonucleoprotein. NCBI's taxonomy places the organism in Eukaryota, Metazoa, Chordata, Mammalia, Rodentia, Muridae. The transcript has 8 exons. The coding region runs from base 1 to 1371 and encodes 456 amino acids. The record is from RefSeq and is a predicted model, not a curated record. Gene Ontology annotation, molecular function: RNA binding. Gene Ontology annotation, biological process: ribosome biogenesis; pseudouridine synthesis; box H/ACA snoRNP assembly. Gene Ontology annotation, cellular component: sno(s)RNA-containing ribonucleoprotein complex.